CGAAAAGUUGUGCUUACGACGUUGCGCGUUACUCUGUCCGUUCUGUCCAGAACGUCCAGAAUCAAGAGACUCGGUAGUUUAUUUUUUUUCCUAAAACGAAAUAUUGUGUUUACCUUUUUUUUAAGAAUCACUUUGUGCCAAACAAUACCUAACAAAGUCAUAUUUCUUGUAUUUCAUGGGACCUUGAAAUACGUGAAUGUUUGAAUAUAAACACACUCGUUGAGUGUUGCAUCGAGAGGUUAUAUGAUCUUAAUACUUCACGCAUAUCAAGUAGAUUGAUAAUCAAAAUGUCUAAACGUAAAUUAGAUGAGUAUUUGGAAACUCCUUCGAAUCCUACGUAUUAUAAAGUUCCACCCAAUAAAUCCACGACUGUGCAAAAUUCUCUUGACUCCGAUGAGGAAGAUGCUGAAGUGAACGAAGACCGAUACAAUGUUAUGAACGAAGAGGAAUUCGAGGGUAUCGACGAUGAACCCUUGACCGCUGAAACCAGUGCAGGAUUCACUGCAUUCAAUAUGAAAGAGGAACUUGAAGAAGGUCAUUUUGAUAAAGAAGGACAUUAUCUUUGGAACAAGGAAAAAGAAAUCCGAGAUAAUUGGUUAGAUAAUAUAAAUUGGGUUCAGAUUAAACCCAGAGCCGAAGGAGAAAAAUCAAGUGUCAAAGACAAUGAAUCUAAAGGUUUAGCAGACAGUGACAGUGAAGAUGAUGACGAUAUCCUUUUUGAUCCCACCCCUCUUUAUAAGCAAAUUCUCGAAUACUUAGAGACAGGGGAAACAGUAUCAAAAGCUUUGUGUAGGCUCGGCAAGGGUAAAAAGAGAAUGACAACAGCGGAAAGAUGGAAAAAAAAGAAAGAACUGGCGAAAAAGCAAGGAGCCGAAAACGAAGGGGGUUCUCAAAAAGACGCAGAUCCCAAAAAACCAGAGGAUGGAAAAAAUGCAACUGUUAGCGACGAAAGUUCAGACAAAAUAGUCAAAUUGACUGAGCUUGCUAACGAACUACUGACACGCACUGGAAAUAUGGACAUUUACCAGGAGAGUUAUGAUUCCAUCAAGAAAAAGGUCGAAAAAUGUGACAAACAAGAAGCCGAGUUGGAUAUGUAUGCAGAUGAUUUCGAUACGAAAGAGAAGGCCAAAUUCACAGAGAACAAUUUGACGAGUGGAGAGAAAACAAUGGAAACAGAAGAAUCGAAUCGAAAAGACCAAUCGGAUGAUGAGAGUGUGACGUGGGAAUUGAAAUGGUCACAGAACGACGAUGCUGAGAUAAACGGUCCUCAUACAACGGAACAGAUGCAGGCAUGGUCAAAAGAAGGAUACUUCAAAAGCGGCGCAUGGGUUCGACGAACCGGCCAGCAGGGACAGUUUUACAGUGCUGCGAGGGUUGAUUUUGAGUUGUAUUUGUAAAUUAUUGUAGAUCUUAUUUGCAAGUAGACCAAAAUGAAUUAUUGAAGAUUUUACGAGCUUUUAAUUUUCUAGAAGUUCACGAAUGAUUAGAGAAUGCGAUUUUUUUCAAUAACGAAAAUUUAUUCCAGAUUUCAUAAAUAAUUUGUUGGACUCUGUCUCCUCAAAUCUCGUGUCUUUCUUCCAUGAUUCAUGUAUGUUGCGUUUGGUCCAACACACUUUUUGUAAUAAGUAAUGCAGUCUUCAUUCUCAAAUUUUGUUGAAUUUCGUCUUGUAACGCCAAACCUAAAAGGAUAUGAGAUUCAGUUAUGGAAAAUUCAGUUGAAACAACAAAAUAAAAGAACGAUAAUUGUG
Molecule: messenger RNA, 1748 nt
Organism: Venturia canescens
Lineage: Eukaryota; Metazoa; Arthropoda; Insecta; Hymenoptera; Ichneumonidae
Gene: holn1
Product: CD2 antigen cytoplasmic tail-binding protein 2 homolog holn1
Exons: 4
Coding region: 288-1397 (369 amino acids)
Cellular component (GO): U5 snRNP
Molecular function (GO): protein binding
Source: RefSeq, a predicted model, not a curated record